Bipolaris victoriae FI3 is the source of this 153-nucleotide messenger RNA. RefSeq lists its product as hypothetical. NCBI's taxonomy places the organism in Eukaryota, Fungi, Ascomycota, Dothideomycetes, Pleosporales, Pleosporaceae. The record is from RefSeq and is a predicted model, not a curated record. The coding region runs from base 1 to 153 and encodes 50 amino acids. The transcript is spliced from 2 exons.
AUGAAGUUCACCAUUGUCGCCACCAUCAUCUCCAUGGCUGCUGUUGCCAUUGCUGCUCCCAUUGCUAGCGAGCAAGUCGCUGCCCGUCAGAACCACGGCAUGUGUGUCAAGUCCGACGCAAAUGGCGAGAUUACCCAGAUCCCCAACUGCUAG